GAUUCGAACGCCGGGCGCCCUGCAAAGAUCCGCAGGCACUUUAGUCCAGCCCGGAAGCUCCCUUCUUCAUCUUCUAUGACAGAAAAGAAGGACCGGAGAAAUUCUGAAAAGUAUCGUAAUCAAUGGGCAAGCGAAAGCUUCAGCCAAAGAUAAUCUGCAUUGACCUCGAUUUGCAGACCACAGAGGCAUGUGGGAUUCCAGUUAAAAAAUGUCGAUCAUCUCUUAUAUCAAGGCGCACUUACAGGAAUGGUUUAAAAGAUUCUGAGAAUGUUGAACCUUUUCAGCAAGUACCCCUCUAUGUUGUAGGUGACUCUGCCAUUCCUCGUCGCAAGCGAUCACAAUCAACAAGGAAAAGUGGAUGCAAUAGUGCAGUUCCUAGUCGAAAAAAGAAGCUCGACUCUAGAGCUUUUGAAUAUUGUUUUCAGAAUUUAUGGAGGAGCUCUCCAGAAGAGAAGAAGAUUCAGUUUACAUACCUUGACUGCUUAUGGUUUAGCCUGUACUUGAAAGCUGCCCACAGAAGAAAGGUCCUAAAAUGGAUAAAGGACAAAGAAAUAUUUUCAAAGAAAUAUGUCUUUGUUCCUAUUGUUUGCUGGGGCCACUGGAGCCUCUUGAUAUUUUGCCACUUCGAUGAGAGCCCGGAGUCAGAAACUAGAGGACCAUGCAUGUUAUUGCUUGACUCACUUCAGGAGGCAAAUCCAAGACGGCUUGAACCAGAUAUUAGAAAAUUUGUGUUGGACAUUUUCAAAGAAUAUGGUAGGUGCAAAAAUUUGAAUUUUCUCUGCAAAAUUCCUCUCAUGGUGCCGAAGGUGCCACAACAGAAAAAUGGUGAAGAAUGUGGCAAAUUUGUUUUGUACUUCAUUCAUUUGUUCAUGGAGGCUGCUCCACAGAAUUUUAGCAUCAAGGACUACCCAUACUUUAUGAAAGAGACUUGGUUUACACCAGAAGGUGCAGGUCAGUUCUACCAGAAACUCGACCAUCUCGAAGACGAUAUCAGUCUUUAAUUUGUGCUAGAUGCUUGGAUUUUCAUACUCGGCACGGUCAAGUUGUCAUCUACGGUGAGAAAAUUGUAUAGCAAGGGUCACCAAUUCCUGACGAAGUUUAGUGUCUUUUGAAUUAGAGGAUUUUGUAGUGAAAUGAGCUGCAGUCAUUGAUGGCUCAUUCACUAAUCGUAGAACAUAUAGUUUCACGAGUAGAGUAGUUGCGACCUGACGAAUUGAUUGGGUUUACCAUUACACUUUUAUAUAUGUGUAAAUGCAUUUGCUCAUAUGAUGUUACUAUAGAGUGUAGACCCAUUUCACUGUCAAAUCUUGGUUUCUUGUCACAAUUGUUGUCGAAUCAUGGACCAAUUAUAAAGUAAAUUCAAUGAAGGGAACAGUUUUUUUUUAUUAUUA
Momordica charantia (bitter melon) is the source of this 1391-nucleotide messenger RNA. RefSeq names its product Cysteine proteinases superfamily protein. Gene Ontology annotation, molecular function: cysteine-type peptidase activity. The record is from RefSeq and is a predicted model, not a curated record. Lineage: Eukaryota; Viridiplantae; Streptophyta; Magnoliopsida; Cucurbitales; Cucurbitaceae. Gene Ontology annotation, biological process: proteolysis.